AUGCGCCUACUCCAAGCUGGUCCAGUUUUACGCUCCGUCACCACAGCUCGAAGCUAUGCGACCAGCUUACCAAAGAACCGGCUGGGCACGACCCUAAGCCUGGACCAUUUCCUCCUACGCUCACGCGCACUAUCCCUCUACCGCACCAUCCUCCGGAGUACAAACCGAAUCAGCGACUCUACAACCCGCGAUGAAACACGCAACUUUGCGCGCGCCGAGUUCGAACGACAUCGCGACGUCACGGAUAUAACCCAUAUACGGUAUUUAUUAUCCACGGGGAAGACGGAAUGGGAGAGUAUGGAGAGGUAUAUUGGUGGGAUAUAA
Hypoxylon trugodes is the source of this 324-nucleotide messenger RNA. RefSeq names its product complex 1 protein-domain-containing protein. The transcript is spliced from 2 exons. The record is from RefSeq and is a predicted model, not a curated record. Lineage: Eukaryota; Fungi; Ascomycota; Sordariomycetes; Xylariales; Hypoxylaceae. The coding region runs from base 1 to 324 and encodes 107 amino acids. Gene Ontology annotation, cellular component: mitochondrion.